Pseudonaja textilis is the source of this 12456-nucleotide messenger RNA. Its product is annotated as zinc finger protein 862. Gene Ontology annotation, molecular function: protein binding. The record is from RefSeq and is a predicted model, not a curated record. Lineage: Eukaryota; Metazoa; Chordata; Lepidosauria; Squamata; Elapidae.
GUCACGGCCGGGAGGGAGGGAGCCGCCGCCGCAGCUGCCGCCUCCUCCUCUGCCACCGCGCCCGGCCCGGACCCGGGACCCGUCCUCGCCUGGGACUAGCGAGCCAGGCUGGACUGGCCGGGCUGGCGCCGCAGGAGGAGGAGGAGGAGGCAGAAGACGACGGGGGUGGCAGAGCGGGGGGCCGCCAGAAGAGCUGGGUUGCCCCCGGACGACGAGCCAGGGCCCCGCAGCGCCGAGAUUGAAUGGAAAUAUUUAGACUAGAGAAGAUGAGCUAAAAGUGUUUCAACCAUGUAGACAGAUUUGCAAGCCCUGAAAAAUGUCAGUUGUAUAAUGAAAGUGUUAAAAGCUUCAGACAUCAGGAGCUGUAGUGGCUCCAAUGCUGCUAAAGAACAUGACUGAAAAAGUAAAAGAUUGCUUAGGAGAAAUGGUAACAAUCAAGACAGAACCAUGUUCUCCAUGCCAGGAAGAAGAAUAUGGACAAUUUGGCUCUCAAAAGUUUGACUCUCACUCUGUGGAUGUGGAGCCUAAAAAGCUAAAAGGAAAGCAGGAGUUGGUCAUGUCCAAAAGUUUUCAGCAGGUGGAUUUCUGGUUUUGUGAGUCAUGCCAGGAGUACUUUGUAGAUGAAUGUCCAAAUCAUGGCCCACCAAUGUUUGUGUCUGAUGCUCCAGUACCCAUUGGCAUCCCUGAACGAGCUGUGCUCACUGUCCCUCCUGGCAUGGAAGUGAUCAAAGAGCCAAAUGGGGAACGGGAUGUACGCUGCGUAAAUGAUGUUAUCCCCAAAGGUCGCAUCUUUGGACCAUAUGAAGGGAAGCUGUCUAGUCAGGACAAGUCAGCAGGAUUUUUCUCUUGGCUGAUCGUUGAUAAGAACAACCACUAUAAAUCCAUAGAUGGAACAGACGAGACUACAUCAAACUGGAUGAGGUAUGUGGCCAUAUCUCGAGAGGAGAGAGAGCAAAACCUAAUGGCAUUUCAGCACAGCGAGAGGAUUUUUUUCCGGACUUGUCGGGACAUCCGGCCAGGGGAGAGGCUGAGGGUCUGGUAUAGUGAAGAUUACAUGAAGCGGCUGCACAGUAUGUCUCAGGAGACCAUCAACCGAAACCUCACAAGAGGGGACAGAAAAUUACUAAGAGAAAAGACUGAAAGAAUUAUAGAAAGUCAAGAAGAUGUGAUCUACCCUCUUGAGCUCACUACAUCAAAACCAGGGAAGAGUUCCUACAAACGUAGCUUUGAAGAAGGGAUAUCUCAAUCCCAAACUAAGAAAAAGAAAAUAGACCUCAUCUUCAAAGAUGUCCUAGAGGCUUCUCUGGAAUCAACUAAGGUAGAAGAUCAUAAGUUCACAAAGAAUUCUACCCCUUCCACUCGAAAAUCCUUGAGAUUCCAAAUUCAAGAUGUCUCAGAAACGUGUGGGACUAGUGUUCAAGACAGUUCUAAUCACAGUAGACACAGAAAUGAGGGUGAGUGGAAGGUCCCUCAUGGUUCUAACUUUACCACGUCCAAAGAAAUUGGCUUGCUGGAAGAAGAAUGUGAAGAACCUUUAUCAUUUAAAAUGAACAGCCCCACUGAUCUGUCUCUGGUGUCAAAUCAAGAUGAUGCUCUCGAACUCCCAACAACUUCCUUGUGUCCCAACUGCAUACGGCUGAAAAAAAAGAUUCGGGAAUUGCAGGCUGAGCUAAAUCUGCUAAGAUCUGGCAAGUUAGCUGAGCCAUCUCUACUACCUCCUCAGGUACCUGAGUAUCAAGCAUUUUCAUAUCCCACUGCUUCAGAAAGCAUCAUGUCUGUUCCUACCAUAAUGGAAGAUGAUGAUCAGGAAGUAGAUUCAGCAGAUGAAUCCGUUUCAAAUGACAUAAUAACAGCCACAGAUGAGCCUUCCAAGAUGUCUGCUGUCACCAGAAGGAUCCGGCGGUUCAAGCAAGAGUGGCUAAAGAAGUUCUGGUUUCUGCGGUACUCUCCUACGUUGAAUGAAAUGUGGUGUCAUGUCUGUCGGCAGUAUACAGUACAGUCUUCUCGAACGUCAGCCUUCAUCAUUGGCUCAAAGCAAUUCAAGAUCCACACUAUAAAACUUCAUAGCCAGAGUAAUCUUCACAAGAAGUGCCUGCAGCUCUACCGGCUCAGGAUGCAUCCAGAGAAGACAGAAGAGAUGUGUCGAAAUAUGACUUUAUUGUUCAAUACAGCCUAUCAUUUAGCUAUAGAAGGCCGGCCAUAUUGUGACUUUAGACCUCUUGCAGAACUACUGAGAAAGUGCGAACUCAAAGUGGUGGAUCAAUACAUGAAUGAGGGAGACUGUCAAAUCUUAAUUCAUCAUAUUGCUAGAGCUCUUAGAGAAGAUCUCAUUGAACGGGUGAGGCAGUCUCCUUUCCUCAGCAUCAUUUUAGAUGGGCAGAGUGAUGAUUUACUUGCUGACACCGUUGCAGUUUAUGUACAGUAUGUCAGCAGUGACGGACCUCCUGCCACUGAAUUCCUUUCUCUCCAAGAACUGGGAUUUUCUACAACAGAUAGUUAUGUUCAAGCAUUAGAUCGGGCUUUUUCAUCUCUGGGAAUGAGGCUGCAAGAUGAAAAGCCAAGUGUUGGUUUGGGGAUAGAUGGUGCUAACAUUACUGCCAGUCUAAGAGCAAAUAUAUACAUGACAAUCAGGAAAACUCUGCCUUGGUUGCUCUGCUUACCUCUAAUGGUACACAAGCCACACUUGGAAAUAUUGGAUGCAAUUAGUGGGAAAGAACUACCCUGCCUUGAGGAACUAGAGAACAACCUGAAGCAGUUACUCAGUUUUUACCGUUACUCUCCCAGGCUGAUGUGUGAGCUAAGGGUCACUGCUGCUACUCUCUGCGAAGAGACUGAGUUCUUGGGAGAUAUUCGAGCAAUCAAAUGGAUCAUUGGGGAACAAAAUGUCCUCAAUGCUCUCAUCAAGGACUACCUGGAAGUAGUGGCCCAUCUGAAAGAUGUCAGUGGCCAAACACAAAGAGCAGAUGCUUCUGCUAUUGCCUUGGCUCUCUUGCAAUUCCUUAUGGACUAUCAGUCCAUUAAGUUGAUAUAUUUUUUGCUUGAUGUCAUUGCAGUCCUUUCACGACUUGCCUUCAUUUUUCAAGGUGAAUACCUCCUUAUAUCCCAAGUAGAUGAUAAAAUAGAGGAGGCCAUCCAGGAAAUUAGCAGACUGGCAGACUCUCCUGGGGAAUAUCUACAGGAAUUUGAGGAGAACUUCCGUGAAAGCUUUAAUGGUGUUGCUGUGAAAAACCUACGGGUGGCUGAAGCCAAAUUCCAGUCAAUUCGAGAAAAAAUAUGCCAGAAGACCCAAGUGAUUCUGGCUCAAAGGUUUGAACCUCGCAGUCGGGCAUUUGUGAAAGCGUGCCAGGUUUUUGAUCUUGCAGCUUGGCCCAGAAGUGCAGAAGAGCUUAUGAGCUAUGGCAGGGAAGACAUGAUGCAAAUAUUUGAACAUCUGGAGGUGGUGCCAUCUUUUUGCACAGAAAUCAGCAGAGAAGGCAUAGACACCAGAGGGAGUUUGCUCAUGGAAUGGCGAGAACUCAAGGUGGAUUAUUAUACCAAAAAUGGCUUUAAAGAUUUAAUCAGUCAUAUUUGUAAAUACAGACAGAGAUUUCCUCUUUUAAAUAAAAUAAUCCAGAUCCUCAAAGUCCUUCCCACUUCCACAGCAUGCUGCGAAAAGGGAAGAAAUGCUCUUCAGAGAGUGCGCAAAAACAAUCGUUCCCGACUUACUCUGGAACAACUCAGCGAUCUUUUGACAAUUGCUGUAAAUGGACCACCUAUUGCCAACUUUGAAGCCAAACGGGCACUAGACAGUUGGUUUGAGGAGAAAUCUAGCAAUAGUUAUGCACUGUCUGCAGAAAUGUUAAGCAGGAUGUCCACCUUGGAUCAGAAACCUGUGCUGCAAAGCAUGGACCAUGGAUCAGAAUUUUAUCCUGAUAUUUAGCAAGGAAUGCCUCUUGUUUAGAGAACUGGUUAUUUUUUUUAAUCAAUACUCUAGGCUUUGGUAUAUUACACAUCACUCACUCACACACAUACAUACAUACACACACACACACACACACACACACACACAGAUGCACAUGUAUGAUGUAAACUCUCACUGAAAAUGUAAGCUGAUAUGAUGGAAGCUAAGAGGAACACAGCAACAUUUACUAUGUACUGACAUCUUCAACUGUGGCAGCUGCAAUGUAGGUGGCAACCUUUCAUUUUUCAGAAACAUGUACUGGGGCCAUAGUCUGCAUUAUCACCCUGACUCAAUUUAUAAGCUAGACAUGGCAGGCCAAUGUCACCCUACGUCUCUAUGCUUUAUGUGUAUGUUUGUUUUUUUACCUCUCUAGUAUUUUCCUUUUGUUAGUCAGCUAUUGAGCCAUUUUAGCCCUUUGCUUAUCAUCAUUGGGAUUUCUGAGCCCUGUGCACAAACAUCUUGGAAUUUGUUUCUAACUUCUCAAGGUCAUCUAGGUUAGAGUGGAUCCCUCUGGUAAUCUGGUUAAUUUUCAUGCUAUUGUCAACUAGCCAGAAUACUUUUUCUUAGCAUGACACAUCAGUGGGCAGUUCCGGUGUUAGACAAAUGUCCUGUGAAAACUCUACUAACAAGUUCAUAUAUCUUCUUACAAUAUUGAUAGCAUGUUCCUGUGAAAAUAGCAUAAUUCAGAUUAGCGAAAUGGGGGGUGGUGGUGUUUUUGCAUUUAUAUUUUUAUAUAGUGGGAAUAAGAAAAUUGAUUAAAACUCUUUACUGAAAACCCAGGCUGCUGUGGAAGCUAGAUAGCCAAUGAGUCAAAUCCUUUUAGAGGAUUUAGACUCCAGGGCUUAAAAAUACACAUAUGCUAAUUUUAUGUUAUUUAUACUUGGUCUUUAUAAUCAUAAACUGACUGUGUUUUCUGUUUGUUUGUUUGUUUGUUUGUUUUUAAUAAGUGAAAGAAAUACCUGCUUUCUUUGUGUGGCAGGAUAUAUCAAUGCAAAAUUCAUCUUUAUUGCUUAACAAUUCUCAAGGUUCUUUUCCUGGUUCACAUAUCCUUCUUUUACUAACAUUUAAAGUUCCAUUGUGUGGCUAAAACAAAAACAGAGUAUUGUGCAUAUACCUGUGAAGUGUGAACUUCCUUCAAAGAGUGCAUAGUCUAAUAGAUAAUGUGGAUUAUGAGAUUUGGAGCUAAAAUAAUACAUGCAUUCUGAAUAACUUUUUUUAGCUUAAUAAUUCAGGAUUGUUUAUGAUAAACAAGCCUCCACACCUGUUCGUGCCAUACCCUAUACAUAAAGCAGUGUUGCAAAGUUAUAGCUGUAUUAGAUGAUCACAGAAGUGAAAAUACAAUUUUGGCUGCAGGAUCUACUAGGGUAGCAUGUUUCCAGAGGGACUAAACUCAUGCCAGUUUGCUUUUUUUUUUUUCUUUUUAAAUUCAGUAAAAUGAUGUCAGUUACACUGAACCUAUCCAUUUUCCUUCACUCCAUUCCCAUUUUCUCCAUCUUCUUCCGGUUAGUUUUGGUGCUAAAUUUCUCUGGAACCGUUGCUGCUAGUAGAUAGUUUUUCAUUUAUAUAACGAUAUAUUGCGUUAUUUUUAAACAAUAUGUUUUCAGUCAUAAUGUAGCAUGUGGUUAAAACAGUCUCUCUCAGGACAUAUCUACACCGGGCAUCUUUUCCAGUAUCAUUUUUGUUUGUUUGAUUUUAAUUUGUCUUUUGAUAUUCAUUGUUCCAGUAAUCACCCUGCCUUAGUUUUUAUAAGUAUGUUAUUGUUAUUUGCAAGAUUUUAAGCUUUUUUUUAAAAAAAAAUCUUGACCUAGAGUAUAAAAGAAGAGGGCAUCAUGCCUCCCUCCAUGCCGUCUCCUAGGAUUUGCAAAUCAGCUGCAGUUUUCAGGAAAACGUGUCCAGUCAGAAAGGGAAAAAUAGCUGAGGUCUUUAUAAUAAUGCACAAGAUUUGCAUAAGAAAACUUUUAAAAAAUAAAUAAAUAAGGAGAUAAAGGAAGAGCAGGGAUGGGAAGUAGACCUUGGGGUUUGGAAUGGAACAAUCCUUUGUCCAAUCUAAUUGCAAAAAAAAAAAAAAUGCCCCUUUGCUAAGGUGGUUACCAACUUCAGUCUGGGAAGAAGAAACAGGAAGUGAACAACUAAUUGCAUCCAUCACAGAGGAAAAGGUGUGGAGUUGAACAGAUGGAUUUCUACCUUUAGUCACUUCCACUGCCGAAGGCUCAUGCGCUGCCUUCUCAUUCUAAGCACUCUUUCUUUCUGCGUAACAGUGAAGCACAUACAUUUGCCCCUGUUCAUUAGUAACUUUGCAGAUGACAUUAUAUUGGACUUAAGCGGUUCACUUUCUCCAAUGUCAUGUAUUGGGUGAUAACAAAUACUGAAAUUGAUAAAACUGAUAAAAUGAUGAAAUAUCAAAUGUGAAAUGUUUUGACCAUUUGAUUAUAUAUAAAUUAUUUUAAGCAUUGGGGCAACUCUCAUGGUUCAGAAAGCAUUACUAUGACCGAAAGCGCCUCUUAUGUGUAACCAGUAAGAGAAAAGCCUUGUAGCCCAUGGUUCAUACCAUUAAGGAAACAAUUCGCCCUGGUUGCCGAUAAGGUGCUUUCCAAAAGGCAACUUGACUUGACUUUUCUCCUUGAAAACAUUUCACUUCUCAUCCAAGAAGUGAAACAUUUCUAAGGAAAAACUAAGGAAGUCCAAUUUGCCUCAACCAUGAUCUGGAUGAGUGAAACACAAAAUUCAAUUAUCUCUAGGCUAUGUAGAGAAGAUUCUUUGUCUAAACGGACAGUAGAAUGAAGGUUUGCAAUGCUGUAGCAGAGUGCUAAGAAUAGAAAAACAUUUAUGUAUCCUUUUUUAAAAAUCUUCCUUGCUAAAAACCAUAGAAAUUUAAAUUUUAGGCUGUGCUGUAACUAAAUCAGAAUAUGAUGCAAAUAGCAUUUUAAAAGGAUCUCUUCUUGCCUCCAAUAAAAAAAAUAAUCAUGCACAAUUCAGUCUUAUUAAAUAAAUGAUGCUUAACUUUGGCUGCAUCUUUCAGAUGUUUUCUGACAUUGCAAUAUUUUAAAGUUACUUCCUGCUCAUAUAUAAUUAGUUAAUAUAAUGUGUGGUCAAAAAUUGGGUUAUCUUUUUUUUUUUUUUCAGUCAUACUUUUUAUGCUACAAAAAGGGUUUCUGUAGCUGGGCUCAGGAAUUGUUAAUUUUUCUUAUAUUCAUAGUCCAGGUUCUUAGCAUUUGGAGAAAUUGUAGGCAGUGUUGUUUUACUUCCAAAAUGUAAUCAUAAGUAUGACAGCAUCAUUAAAUUCCUAUACACCUCUUGAUAUCAGGUGAAUGAUUGUCAAUUAUUAUGGCUAAUUAAAUGGAUAAAAGAGUUUCCUAAAAUAAAAUAAUGGUUUGGUUGCAAUCAAUUCUAUUUCACUGCUGUCAUAUGUAAGAUUUAGUAGCAUAAAGAUAGAUGUAUUCCUUUUUUGUCAUAUUAAAAUUGAAAGUAUAAUUAUUUGGCAAAUCUUCCGGUGGAGAAGGUAAUAAAAGGGAUUAUUGAUUUGUGUGGUAGAACGUGAUAUGGUGACGUAAUCAUCUAUCUUUAACCCUAGAUCAUAUGAAAAAAAUUCUAUUUAGAAUUAUUGAGGAGGUGGGAGCAAGGGGUUUUUCGGUAUUAUCUUUUCCCUAAAAAAUUGUCCAUGCUCAUUUAUUAUACAAAUGUGCAUGGUCAUAUUCUUAACCAUAAUAAAGGCUGUAAUAAAUUGAAGUGAGAAAAAAGAACACUAGAGGGCAUCCACCAUUAAUAUAUUGGUGCUUAUCUAUUGCAACUGAAGAGCACAAUAAUGCUUUACCUACUGAUUAUAAAAAUUAUAGUUAAUGUUAUUAAAAGUAUUUUUUUUUAAUUUGUAAUGAGAUAAAGGGCUCAAGCUCAAAAGGAUCUUGUUCUAAAAUCGAAAUAGAUCUGAUACCCUCUUUCAUUUAGGCAAGGGACUACUUUUGUGAGGCUGUGAUCUCUUACAUGGCGAAAAAGAUCAGUAUGUAAUGAAUUAUUUCUACUCUACUCAGUGCCUGUGACUAUCUUGACAAAUAAGGUCUGGUUGCAGAUUUUGCAGUUAUCAGCCUACUGAGGCUUUUACAGGUGUGAUUCCAUUGGGCACAAGCAUAUUAAACUGAAUCUUUAUUUGAGACUGAAUCCAAUCCGCUGGCAGUGUAUAAAAUCUCUAUGAUCAUCAAGCCUGACACAGCAGUAAUUACGAAAAUGAAUUCAGGCAACAAACUUUCUUCCAAUUUUAGCAAAAGCACAAUGAAGAUAUGCAUGGGUGAUGUGAGCUUGUACUCUAAAGAGAGAUGAUUCUGCCACCCUGAUUUUUGUACUGAAGUGCCUGUUCCUUGCACUUUUUGCUCGUACUGGUUCACAAAGAACGUUUAUAUAUCGAGACCACAGCACAUAUGUGCCCAUAACAAAGUAUUUCAGGUUAUACAGUAUUUCUACUACUACUACUGUUUCUGCUAGUAAGUUACUGUCAAACUUCCAAAGCAGAGUGAAAAGGCUCAGUUAGAAUCCUUCCUCAGUUUAAUAAAAUUCCUCUUAAGCACUAGCAAUCUGUUCCAUAGCCAUUGUAUCUCACCCCACUAAAAUCUAUGCAAUUCUUAUCACCCCUUGCAGGCAACUAAAAUAUAUAUGCAUGAAACUUGGUAUAUUUCUACACUACCAAUUUGUGUGAGGUGUAAUCUAAAUAUAUUGGUGGGACAUGAGCCUUGAAAAUGCUCUUUUUUUGAGUGGGAAUUCAGCACACUCCUUUCCCUCCUAGAUUGCACUCAUUGGCCACGCCCCAGAUAGUCAAGCACUUUAAGAUUAUAUUGAUCUCAGUGGAAAAUUUAAGAAUAAGUCUUAUAAUUAUUCAGUUCCACCACUGAAAUCAAUUAAAUAAAAGACUUCAAACUUUAAUUAGAUUAUGAAGAUACUCUGUAAGGCUUACCCAUUGUAACAAUCAGUGUAAGAAACAAACCCUCAUGCCUAUAUAUCACUAUAUAAAUAUUCUUUCUCAUUCAUACGCACACAUAUGCAUAUGAAUGAGAAUAGUUUGUGUGUGUUGUGAAAUAUAUAAGAACAAACUUUAGAGAAGCAACUGCUCUUAUCAUAAAGUGAGGUCCUGAGUUUAUGUGAGGAAUACAGCACUGAUUAUCACUGUUCUCGGUCUUAGCAUAUCUAUAUUUGUUUAUAGUCUUAUUUUGGGGGGCUGUUUCUCUUGGGAUAACUAUUGAUUGAAAGUAUUGCUAUGGUCGGGAAAGGGAAUUUUUUGCUAGCAUAGUUGAUAAUAUGCUAAAGUUCAUAUAACAGUAUCGGGACCAUCUUAUAAUGAAUGAAAAUGAACCUUACCUCUCCUUGUUACAUAGAGUCUGUACAUACAUAUAUUCUCGCUUUGGCAAAUAUAUAUUUGAUUGAUUUGUGCACUUUCUCCUCUGCUUACCUUGACAUAAUGAGUGCAAACUUCAGGUUAUUGCUCCCUGGUUGAUAAAGCAUGAUUGUUCAUUCAAUUUGAAAUAUAAUCCUUGGAUUUAUCAUGCCAAGCCAAAUUCCACUGACUUCAGUGGUACAAGCUCAGGCAACUCAGGACAAGAACACAGCAUUUUUUUUUCCCGAAGGUUAAGAGAAGGGUAAGAACUGUAUGGAGAAGGGAUAGCAUGAAAGCUUAAGUAGGAGGGCAGGGAAUAAAUAGAUAAAUAAAGCUCUUGAAUGGAAGGGGGAAUGGGAGCGUGUGUGAGAUGGGCACCCAUUAUCUUGAUGAGGCACUGUGUUGAGGAAGAGCCACUUAGCUUCAGAAAGACUAAUUUCUGCACAUAAGGUAUACCAGCACAGAAGGUGUUUCGCAUUGAACCAAGUGGCAUGGUAGCACUUAGAAGUGGAGGAGCAUUUCUCUUUGUAAGAGUGUUUCUUUUAAAUUUUGAAGCUAAGUACCUCUUUGGGGCUUUGCGGGACUCUAUAAAAUAGGCAAAUAUAUUUAGCUGAGGAGUCACGCUGAAAGCUUUCUCAGUACUGGCCAUUGCAUUACUGUUCCUUAGCUACCUACUUGCAUUCGUUUGGGUAAUUUUUCAAAGUGCAGCUAAUUUCUCAUUGUUUAUUGAACAAACUCAGUUGACCAUUUAAGUGGUUUUCAGGAUGGUCAGUAGGUAUGUCAUCACACAGAGGAUACUGUUAUCCUGAACACUGUAUUAAUUUAGUAAUGUUGGCUUAAGGCAUUAUGAUUGAACCACUCCAGUAACAUAAUGUUAAUAUGACUAUUCUUUUUGGUAUGAAUGGGGAAUAUGGGCGGGGGGAUAUUGGCAACGGUGUGCCACAGUUUUCUUCAUUGAUGUUUGUGACAUAUGCCCAGAGCUUUAUGAGCUACAUAUUCUCUUUUCUUUGCUCAAACCUGAAUAAAGCCAUUUGGAUUUUUGCAGCUGAAAAUCCAUUUCUGUUUAUAAAGCAGGUAUCCUAAGCAUUAGUGAUGUUCAUAGGCUCAGUUGCCACAUUGAAAGAAUGGGGAAAUUUAAGAUUUGGACUUCCAAUCAUACUGGCACUAUAUAUUAUCUUAUGCAAGUUUUAUUAGUAGCAUUAUUAGUAUUAUUAUUAGGGGCUGGAAGGGAGAAUGUGGGAACCAUUUUUUCUCUACCACGUGACUGCUUUGAUGUUGAGCAAGCUUGUGCUGAACACAUCUGCUGAUAAAGUUUUGUUACUUUCUUGUACUAUGCCACACAACUCUGGAAACUCACCUCAGUUAUAAACCUGGCUGGCCUGAAACUCCAGAAGUUUCAGAACUGUAAGCCCCUACAGGAAUGGCUACCUAAAAUCUUUUCCUCAGGACUGAAUCUCAUGGAUAGUUAUAUUUUCACGGCUACUCGACUUUCUUCCAGCCCAUGUGCUGCCAACAAUGCACCCUCAGUCUACACCAAAAUCUUUCAACAUUGCACCUCUUCCCAGCUGACUCAAGAGGUGCAUCACUCAAAUGAUUGAUCCAUUAUGGAAGUGCAACAAGGAGGUCUGCCAAACAUUCCCAUACAAACUCAUUUUGCAGAUACAAGGGGGUGCCUCAGGCCUCCUCCUGUUUGCCUUUGUCCCUCUACCCCUCACUGACUCAAUUCCAAACUGUUUGGUCAUGCACAUGUAUAAAUGAGGAAAGGGGGAGAAACAAUCUAGAAAUCUAUUACUACGUAUGUAUUAAAAAUGUUAAUACCACAUCUUUUCUGACAAUGUUUUUAAAAAAUGUUAUUACUUUGCAGACUAUGCUUUAUAGUACCUGUGUGAGAGGGGCUAGGACACUGGAUACGAAUAGAGCUAUGUUGAUAUAUAAUAGUAUGUACACGAGAACCUUCAUUUUGUCAUACAUUAUACUUGUAAUGUAAUAUGAUUAAUUAAAAACACUUCAGUUUAUUAAAGUGAGUCAGUGUACCUUUAUCUGAAGACAUGGGCUGAAGCUUAUUGCAGAUUAAUUUUUGUUAGUCUUUAAAGCUAACAAAAUAGUGUUAUUCUUGCUAUUGCAAGCUAAUUGGAAUAGUCCUUAUUGUUUUAUAACAUGUUCGUUAAACUCUCCAUUAAAAUGGAAACAUCAUGCAUUGUAAAGAGACAGCUUCAAUGGGGAUUAUCUGUUGUUUUCCCGUGUAAAAUCACUGCUUCUCAGUUGUGGUUCCAGUAAGGCACCUCACUUCUACUCAUCUGCUCUCCAAACUAUCCAUUUUAGUCACAUUUUUGUCAGUUGAUAGCCAUGGCAAAUGUCAAAGAUGUUCUUUUCAAGCUGUUGUGCUUUGGGAUUUUUGUUUCAUGCUUGCAAUGUUCUUUAUUUGGGGGGAAUUGAACAUAAACAUCAUUUAAGAUUUUGAAGACAGAUCAAACUUUCCAUACUGGACUGAUGAUGGAGCAGGAGGAAGAGAACUGUUCUGUUUGUGUGUCUGGCCUGCCAAUAGUGAAGAAUAGUGCCAGAGUGUUAGAGUCCAUCCACUCACUAAGAAUGUCACAAGUGAUUCUCCUCAAGAAUCAGCUGAAGUGUUUUAACAUCACCACAUUUUAAUAAUCUUAUCCCAAAACAUUGACAGAAAUACUAAACUUGCAUGAAUUUUCAGUGUCAUUGCAUUGAUCAUGCAUAAGAAUGAUAUUUGGCAUUAAUAAUAUGUUGUCACCCCAUUCAUAUUAGAUUGACUGCAAAUGUUACAGUAAUUAAGGCUAAACAGCCAAGCAAUUCACAAAUAUAAAAUCAAAAUAUAGUCAAAUAACACCAGUCUCUAGUCAACAGCGUCCAUAAUGUCAUGCUGGCCAGAUGACCAUGGAAAUAUCUUUGGAGAUCGCUAGCUCAAUGGCCUUGAAAUGACGAUGAGCACCCUUUGCUAUAGUCAGCAAUGAUUAGCGGAGUAAAAUCCACAAGGACUCCUUUACCUUUUUUUACCUAAUGAAAAACCUCCUACUGGUAGCAUCAGCUAUGUUACCAUGGCUGUUUUUGUUGCAAAAGUUAGACAUAUCAGACAUAUCAGUAUUGAACUAGAUGUUCUUCAAAUAUUUUUUCUUCCAGAAAAAAAGGAAUAAAU